AUUUUUUUUGUAUCCAAAUUUAAGGAAAAAAGGUUAUGGAAAGUAUAGUUGCGCCGUGAGUAAUUUUCAUACUAGGCGCCCAAAUUUCUAUCAAUUCAUAGUACAUAUCAUCGAUAUGUUACACUUAGUAUCACACAAUUAGGGGAUGUGGGCAAUCCUGUCACAAGGGAAGGCUGAGCCUUAGUUCUUGUGCAUAUCUUGUGAAGUGAAUUUAAUUUAAAAAAGUAAAAUAAUGACUGGUCGUGGUAAAGGUGGCAAAGGUUUGGGAAAAGGUGGUGCUAAACGUCAUCGUAAAGUGUUGCGUGAUAACAUUCAAGGUAUCACCAAGCCUGCAAUUAGAUGUUUGGCUCGUCGUGGCGGUGUAAAGCGUAUCUCUGAAUUGAUAUACGAAGAAACUCGUGGUGUUCUGAAAGUGUUUUUGGAGAACGUUAUUCGUGAUGCUGUCACCUACACUAAACACGCUAAGCGUAAAACCGCCACCGCUAUGGAUGUCGUGUACGCUUUGAAGAGACAAGGCCCCACUUUGUACGGUUUCGGCGGUUAAACAUUAUCUUGACGCUUUUUUGAAGAAAAAUUUUAAAAACUUUAUAGAAAGUAUACAUUUAGUGGUGAUUA
Molecule: messenger RNA, 615 nt
Organism: Stomoxys calcitrans (stable fly)
Lineage: Eukaryota; Metazoa; Arthropoda; Insecta; Diptera; Muscidae
Product: histone H4-like
Exons: 1
Coding region: 233-544 (103 amino acids)
Biological process (GO): nucleosome assembly
Cellular component (GO): nucleosome
Molecular function (GO): structural constituent of chromatin; DNA binding; protein heterodimerization activity
Source: RefSeq, a predicted model, not a curated record